AUGCACGUCGCUCGCUCGGCGUAUCGCCAGCUGCUACGCGUCGGCAAGAAGGUCUCGGACAAGUACGCGGACCCAAAUGACAUGUGCUUUGCUCUCUUUGGCGUUCUGGUGAGCCGGCACGACUUCAUCAACGCCGGCUAUGGCAGCAGCUUCCCCGCUAUUCUGCGCACCUGCUUUCUACGUCCCUCCAUCGCCGGCUACCCGCACGACACGACGAGCGCGCGCACGAGCGCUGCCUUUGAUGCCCUUCGGCGGCUGAACGAGCUGAAGGCGUCUAACGCAGCAUUCCGCAUUCGCGAGCUGCGGCGGAUCAUGUCAGACGCGGCAGACCAGAGUGGCGCUAGCACCGUCGCUGCCGCAUCCGCAUCGACGGAUGUCCCACCCACCCCCUUGCCCUUUUCGACAGCCUCGGGCCAAGCAACGGCGCCGCCCUUGUCAUGUGCGUCGCAGGAGACAGCCCACACCACCGCCGUGACGUACCCGCUCGACGAGGAAGGCGUUCACCUCAUCCGUGGCAGCGUCCUGAUCGAGCGCUCCUCGCGACGCCGCAUUCAAAACUUCACGCGUCACUGCGUCGUGUGUGAGCCAAUCAACAUGACCUUCCCGCCGUACCGCUUCUGUGUCCCGCCGGAGCCGUCCUACUUGCUCGCUGUGCGCAGCGAGUUCGCCCUGUACGCCAUCACCGAUGUGCUCUUGGCGCUCUCGGCGACGAGCAUCUUCAACGCACAUCGGCAUGCCUACAUGUCUCAGCAGCAGCUGCAGCAGCAGUCCUCCGAGGUCGGUCAGUCGUUGACGGACGGUGGCAUUUGUGUUAGCGGUGGCGACGAGGUGGCCGAGGACGCGCCAUCCGAGCAGAGGGACGCGGACAACACCAACAGGAAGGCGAAAGGCGGCGCGGGUGAGGGGCGAAAAGGCGCCGCGGUUGCAGCGGCACCCUUGCUGAAAGCGCGCGGGUUUCCCAUCACGCUUGAGGAGCUGCAGGACCUGGUGCGCCGAAUUCCAACCCGGACAGUGAUCCAGACCGACGUGCUUGAGGUGGAGAUCACGACCGAGUACGUCUGCUCCAACCCGUCGACGGCCACGCCAGCGUCGCCAUCGGCGGCCGAACACUUGGCCAAGCAGAGCAGGGACGGCUCAUUCUCGUCGACGACACCGCUAAAGCACGGAGCGACCGUUGACGGCUGUGGUGGCAGCGCCUCCGCCAGGACCGCGGUGCGGGGCGACGAUGCCAAGGCGCACCUGUUUCUCUACUACGUAUACAUCCGCAACCGCGGUCCGCUGAAGAAUCCCAAGAGGUGGCACGCGCAGGUGCUGUCGCAUCACCUCGUCGUGAUUGACGCGGCACAGGCACAAGUACUGGAGAUGGGCCGACCUGGCGUUGUCGGCAACUUUCCGCUGCUGCAGCCCGGCGCGUCGCACUGUUUCGAAAGCGGGGCAACUCUCUCCGGCCCGGAAGGGCUGCUCCGCGGCUCCAUCCAGGUAAACCUCUUCAACGAUGCGGGUGAAGUGAUGAUGCUAGACGCGGCAAUCGCGCCGACACGGCUGACGGUGGAGGUGACAAGCGCUAUCGGCUUCACCUCUUCCAAGAACGCAAAGGAGGAGCUCGUGCAGCGGAGCCGUGAAUCGUCGGCACAGCCGCCGUCGGGUGCACGCACGCCUGAGGAUGGCGCUAAUCCGGCGGGAGGACACGCACUCUCCGCGGACGGGGCCACUGAGGCGUUGGAAAACGGCCGCGACAGCUCCUCAAAGCCGAAGGGUGGCAAGUAA
Messenger RNA from Leishmania mexicana MHOM/GT/2001/U1103, 1767 nucleotides. RefSeq lists its product as hypothetical. The record is from RefSeq and is a predicted model, not a curated record. Gene Ontology annotation, biological process: error-free translesion synthesis. Bases 1 to 1767 code for a protein of 588 amino acids. The transcript has a single exon. Lineage: Eukaryota; Euglenozoa; Kinetoplastea; Trypanosomatida; Trypanosomatidae. Gene Ontology annotation, cellular component: nucleus; mitochondrial nucleoid.